AUGGGGAGCAUUCAGGCUCUUGGGUUUCUGCUACUGUCGGUUCUUUCACUGGAGGCUAUAAACGCCAGGAGCUGUUCCACUUUCUUCUGCCAUAAACGCGUUCUCAGCCGGUCCGAUGGAGAGGACCCCGGAUCCCCGCUCUUCCUCACGCCCUACCUGGAGAAGGGUGCCAUAGACGAAGCCAGAAGCCUGAGUCUGGUUGGGAAUCUGCCUGGAGACAAUGUGAAGAGCUUUGCCGGCUAUUUCACCGUCAACAAGAAAUAUAACAGCAACCUCUUCUUCUGGUUCGUCCCUGCGCUCAUGUCAAACCGGGACAAGGCUCCAGUCCUGCUGUGGCUGCAGGGGGGCCCGGGGGGAACCUCCCUGUUCGGCCUGUUUGUGGAGCACGGGCCCUAUGUGGUGUUCAAGAACAUGACCGUGGGGAUGAGGGACUAUGCCUGGACGUCCAGAUAUUCUGUGCUGUACAUUGACAAUCCGGUCGGCACCGGCUUCAGCUUCACGGACGACGACCGCGGCUUCGCCCAGAAUCAAGACGACGUCGGCCGCGAUCUUUACAACGCUCUCACACAGUUCUUCCAGAUGUUCCCAGAAUAUCAAGACAACGAGUUUUAUGCGACUGGAGAGUCAUACGCCGGGAAGUAUGUGCCAGCCGUGUCCUACUACAUCCACAAGAACAACCCCUCGGCCAAGACCAAGAUCAACUUCAAAGGCAUGGCGAUCGGAGACGGCCUCUGCGAUCCUGAACUGAUGCUCGGUGGUUACGGGGAGUUCUUGUACCAAACCGGGAUGAUUGACGAGCGUCAGAAGGAGUAUGUGAACCAGCAGACCGACCUGGGACAGAAGCUCAUCCAGCAGGAGAAGUGGAUCGAUGCCUUCAAGGUCUUUGAUAAGUUGUUGAAUGGAGACUUGGACCCGUAUCCAUCCUUUUUCCAGAAUGCCACAGGCUGCACCAACUACUUCAACUACAUGAUGUGUCAGGAGCCCGCGGACCAGGAGUACUUUGGGCAGUUUGUGACAUUGUCCUCGGUGCGGCGUGCCAUUCAUGUGGGGAACCUUAGCUUUCACGACGGCUCCGAGGUGGAGAAACAUCUGAUGGAGGACGUUAUGAAGAGCAUCAAGCCCUGGCUGGGAGUGCUCAUGGACAAGUACAAGGUGUUGAUCUACAGUGGUCAGUUGGAUGUGAUCGUAGCUGCCCCUCUGACGGAGAGGUUUCUGCCCACGGUGAACUGGAGCGGAGCAGCGGAGUACAAAAAAGCCCCACGAUUCCCCUGGAAGAUGCAGCCCAGCGACACGGAGGUGGCAGGCUACGUCCGGCAAGUGGGAGAGUUUUUCCAGGUCAUUAUUCGAGGAGGCGGGCACAUUUUACCCUACGACCAACCAGCACGCUCCUUUGACAUGAUAGACAGAUUCCUAUCUUCUCUGGGAUGGGCGUGA
Knipowitschia caucasica is the source of this 1434-nucleotide messenger RNA. The record is from the annotation of a GenBank genome assembly. Lineage: Eukaryota; Metazoa; Chordata; Actinopteri; Gobiiformes; Gobiidae.